This is a messenger RNA of Penicillium cataractarum, 2013 nucleotides long. Its product is annotated as putative copper amine oxidase. The coding region runs from base 1 to 2013 and encodes 670 amino acids. NCBI's taxonomy places the organism in Eukaryota, Fungi, Ascomycota, Eurotiomycetes, Eurotiales, Aspergillaceae. Gene Ontology annotation, biological process: amine metabolic process. The record is from RefSeq and is a predicted model, not a curated record. Gene Ontology annotation, molecular function: copper ion binding; quinone binding; primary methylamine oxidase activity. The transcript is spliced from 3 exons.
AUGAUUCAUCCGCUUGCCAUCCUCUCCGAGGCCGAAACCAACCUCGCCCGGGACAUCGUCAAGGCAGCGCACCCGAACACGGUGAUUGAUUUCCGAGAGAUCUUUCUCCAGGAACCGCCCAAGGCCCAGCUUGUGGAGUUCCUCGCUCUUGAACAUGCCGGUCGCUUGAGCCCAACCACUCCUCGGCCACCUCGUCUGGCACUUUGUCAGUACGAUGUCAUUGGAGCAGAUCGCAUUCCCCAGUUCCAUGAAUCGGUCGUCGACGUGGUUUCCCGAUCACGAGUGAAGCAUACCGUGGUUGGCAAACAACACCAUGCCAGCUUGACAUUGAGCGAAUUCGAUGUUCUAGUCGAUCGCUGCAUGAAUUCACCAUUGUUCCAGGCAGCCCUGGCCGAGUUCAAGCUGCCAGAGGGAUUCGAAGUCGUAAUUGAGCCAUGGCCCUAUGGCGGUUUGGAUCAUACCGAUGAGAACCGUCGUUACUUCCAAGGUCUCUGCUUCGCUCGGGAUACACGAUCGGGCAACCCAGACUCUAACUUUUAUUCUUUCCCCCUGCCCGUGAUUCCCGUCAUGGAUGCACACACGCAAGAAAUCAUCCGGGUAGACCGACCGGCAACGGGUGGCAAGGGUGACGGUUUGACAGAACAAACCUUCAAGACGGAUAUCAUUGGUCACUGCAAGCCCUCUGAAUACGUUCCCGAGCUUCUCCCAGAGGGCACUCGGAAGGACCUCAAACCUUUGAACGUCGUGCAGCCCGAGGGCCCAUCAUUCCGCGUGACGAAUGAGUCGUUGGUGGAAUGGCAGAAAUGGCGCUUCCGUGUUGCUUUCAAUCCCCGCGAAGGCGCAACGAUUCAUGAUGUCUGGUAUGAUGGGCGCAGCGUGAUGCAUCGUCUGGCGGUCAGCGAAAUGACUGUCCCAUAUGCCGACCCUCGUCCGCCAUUCCAUCGCAAGCAGGCCUUUGACUUUGGUGACGGUGGUGGUGGAAACAUGGCCAACAACCUUUCCUUGGGCUGUGACUGCCUCGGUGUGAUCAAGUACUUUGAUGCCGUGAUCACACAGGCCGAUGGUACCGCGCAAAAGUUGCCCAAUGCCAUCUGUCUCCAUGAGCAGGAUAACGGCAUUGGUUGGAAGCACUCCAACUGGCGCACCGGUCGCGCCGUGGUCACGCGUCACCGAGAGCUUGUAGUCCAAUUCAUCAUCACCCUGGCCAACUAUGAGUACAUCUUUGCCUACAAGUUUGAUCAAUCUGGUGGCAUCACUGUGGAGGCAAGAGCAACUGGUAUUCUCAAUGUCGUCAACAUUGAUGCGGGCAAAGUCAGCGAGUAUGGUAAUGUCGUGAGCGGCGGUGUUCUUGCGCAAAAUCAUCAGCACAUCUUCUGUGUGCGCAUUGAUCCAGCCGUGGAUGGCUCGAACAACUCUGUCGUGGUCGAAGAGUCUCACCCCGUCCCAAUGAAUGCCGUCACCAACCCCCAUGGCAACCUUUACCAAGUCACGAAGAAGACCAUUGAGCGAGCCACAUAUCUUGAUGCCGCACCCGAGCAUAACCGCACAAUCAAGAUGAUCAACCCUCACAAGACUAAUCCCAUCAGCGGGAACCCGGUCGGUUACAAAUUCAUUCCCUUGGCAACGCAACUACUACUCGCGGACCCCGAGUCCGUUCAAGCCCGCCGCGCUCAAUUCGCUCAACAUCACGUCUGGGUCACCAAGCAUCGGGAUGGAGAGCUCUACGCCGGUGGACGCUACACCCUGCAAAGUCAAUUCGAGGUUGAGGGUGUCGCUGAUGCCGUUCGUCGAGGUGACGCGGUGGCAGACACGGAUGUGGUCGUGUGGAACUCCUUUGGCAUCACACACAACCCGCGUGUUGAAGAUUGGCCCGUCAUGCCGGUUGAGAUUUUCCAAUUGAUGAUCCGCCCGGCGGACUUCUUUGUGGCUAACCCUUCGAUCGAUGUGCCAUCGAACAAGAAUGGCUCUUCCCGGCUGGCGGAUUCGGAAUGUUGCCGCAAGGCGCAUAUUUAG